Molecule: messenger RNA, 1735 nt
Organism: Mytilus trossulus (common blue mussel)
Lineage: Eukaryota; Metazoa; Mollusca; Bivalvia; Mytilida; Mytilidae
Exons: 4
Coding region: 67-1119 (350 amino acids)
Source: RefSeq, a predicted model, not a curated record
AGGUUUCUAGAUUUGUCGAUUUGAUUUUUGUUUGUUUACAUUUGUACAUAGAAAUAAUAAUUACAUAUGAUUUCAAAUACUUCCUGCAAAAUUUCAGGGCAUGUUGUAAGAACAUGUCUCACAGACAGUACUCAAUUCUUUUCAAUAUUUUCAAGUAGAACCGCUCAAAACAAAGUCUCAAGUUUUUCCGUCAACAACAAAACUUUUGUUCGAAUCAAAACAAAAUACAAGACCAAGAUGACAGAUGAGUGGUUGAAGAUUGGGAACUAUUCAGUUUUUCCAUGGUCGAUUUCAGGAGUAGAAACGUGUGUUGUCAUUAAAACCAAUGGCCCCACACUCACAUUUGAUUUGGGAUAUUCAUGUAGAAGCAGUGUGUCCAGCAAUUUAGUCUUCUUCAGUCAUGGUCACAUGGAUCAUAUAUCAGGUAUUGCACAACAUGCAGCAAAAAGAUCAUUGUAUGGCAUGAAGCCAGCUAAAUACUACUCUCCUGUCCAUUUAGUGGAACCACUUACCUCACUAUGCAAGAUGUUUGGCAGUAUAGCAGGGAAUAUUAAGGAUCUGGAAAAGAUGAACAUAAUUCCAGCUCCAGUGGGAGAAGUAAUAAAUCUGCCAAGUGGUCUAAAAAUAAAACCUUUUCCAACAACACAUCGUUGUCCAAGCCAGGGUUAUAUAAUGUACCAGAAUGUUAAGAAAUUAAAGGAAGAAUUUGUUGGAAAGCCUAGUCAGGAGAUAGCACAGUUGGUCAAAAGUGGAGUAGAGAUUCAUAAUGAAUAUGAUGUACCAGAAUUAGCUUAUACAGGUGACACAACAUUUGAUGUUUUUACAAAUCCACCAACAGAAGAUCUCUUCAAAGUAAAACUGUUGAUAACUGAGGCCACCUACAUAGAUCACGAACCAGGCAAAGAUCAAAUUCAGAAGGCCAGAGAUCGAGGACAUUUGCAUUUACAAGAACUCGCUGAUAAUGCUAAUCUGUUCAAAAAUGUGGAAAACAUAUUACUGAUACACUUUUCUGACAAAUACUCAACAAAAUAUAUUGAAGAAACUGUAAAGAAAACUUUACCAGAUUCAAUAGUGAAUAAGGUUCAUAUAGCAACAAUUGCAAAAGAAAUAUACGGGUAACUUAAAUAGCUUUAAUAUUUUGUUAUGCCCUAGCUCACGAGGACAAGACAUCUUUUUGACAAACAACUACUUAUAGCCCUACCUAGAAAGAUACUCUGAAAUAAAUUCAUGUAGUACAUGUGCCACUUUUCAUUACUGUCAGUUUUCUGUUAAGAUGAUUUGAUGGUAUGAUAAAAAAAAAACACCGUUGGCCUGAGUGUCAAUUGCUGUUUUAAUUUGAAUGCCUUGUGUUAAAAAAAACGAGAUAUGAAAAAUAGUCCAAGUGGCUAAAAAAUCUAAAUUUUGAUAGAACCCAACAAUAGAUUUGAACAAAACAUUUCUUUGCAAAUGAUCUAGAUAAUGCAAUAAUGUACAUGCAUGGACGUUAUAUCUAGAUUGGAUGGCUUAUAAAUAUUAUUUAAUAUCAUCUACAAUGCUUCACAUUUUAUAUGUUCUCCGAAACUGUCUACCACUUAAACAUUAUCAAUAAGCAAUCUUGAUCUGGGGCAUUCAUGUUAAUUUCAAUUAUUGUAUUUACAAACUGUUUUUUUUAACACAAAUUCGACUGCCUAUUAGGAUGCAAAUAUUGUUAUGUAAUUUUAAUUAAGUGAAAUGGAUUUAUAUAAUAUCACUGCCA